Molecule: messenger RNA, 2997 nt
Organism: Chanos chanos (milkfish)
Lineage: Eukaryota; Metazoa; Chordata; Actinopteri; Gonorynchiformes; Chanidae
Gene: helq
Product: helicase, POLQ like
Exons: 19
Coding region: 1-2997 (998 amino acids)
Molecular function (GO): nucleic acid binding; ATP binding
Source: RefSeq, a predicted model, not a curated record
AUGAGUGCCGACGAAGACAUCAGUGGAGUUAUCAUAAAACGUACAUCUUCAAAAAAGAGAUCCCGCGGCAGUCAGAGAACUCAUCUCACCCCAGCAAAGAAACGAGCAAGUCCAAAAGAUGAUCAGUUCCUUGAAGAUACUGAUAUGAAUCAAAUGGUACUGACAGAGCAGGACGUGUGUACACCGUGCUGCAGCGACAAUGAGGAUUUAUUUGACGGGUACGAUAGCAUUGCAUGUGACAGCUCUUUCCUUGCAAAGCUUGAGGAUGUGGAGCUCAACGCGAAAAAGUUUGACAACACGUGUGAGGACAAUCUCACAGACUCGCUGUUUACAGAGGACCUUCAUGACGACUUAGUUAAAGACCUCCCAAGCUCACAGCUUGCAUUCCAACGAGAGGUUGCCCAAAACGUCAAAAAGUACUCCACUUCAAGCAGGGAUAACACUUCCACACCAGUAGCGAAAGGCUCCAGGAGAGUUAUCCAGGAGAAACAAUCGGUUCCCACGGCCAGAAGGAGUAUGUCUGACAGCUUGAAGAGAGCAAUGCUGGGAAAUGCAGUUACAUCAUCAAGUGUCUCAAAGACAGCCCUGCAGAAGGAGGCUGUGGUUUCCGAGGAGAUUGGCAUGGCCAUGAAGGCUAUGGAGUCCAUUUCCACAGAUGCAGACCUUGGUCCUUUCUUUGGCCUGCCCAGCAAGGUGAAAGAUCUAAUCCACAGAAUUAAAGGAAUUGAGGAUUUGUACGAGUGGCAGAAAACAUGUCUCACCCUAGACUCAGUGCUACAGAGGAGGAACCUCAUCUACUCUUUGCCAACAAGUGGUGGAAAGACAUUGGUUGCAGAGAUCCUCAUUCUCAAAGAGCUUUUGUGCAGGAAGAAGGAUGCACUUCUCAUUUUACCAUAUAUAUCUCUGGUACAGGAAAAGGUUCGUGGGCUGGCUAACUUUGGAAUCGAGCUGAACUUCAUGAUUGAGGAGUACGCUGGCAGCAAAGGAAAGUUCCCCCCCGUGAAAAGAAGAAGCAAGAAUUCCCUUUACAUCACUACUAUAGAGAAGGGACACAGUCUUGUCAACUCCUUAAUUGAGGCAAAGCGACUGGACAACGUGGGUUUGGUGGUGCUGGAUGAGUUACAUAUGCUUGGGGAAGGCAGCAGAGGAGCGAUUCUGGAAAUGGCUCUGGCCAAAGUGCUGUACGCCAGCAAAACAACCCAAAUCAUUGGAAUGAGUGCAACCUUGAGUAACACUGAGGAUCUUCAAAAGUUCCUGAGGGCUGAGAAUUACACAAAUGACUUCAGACCUGUUCAGCUUAAAGAGUAUGUGAAGUUACGGGAUAGUAUCUAUGAAGUUGACCCACAGGAGGAGGAGUGCUUUAGAUUCUCUCGUCUUUUAAACUUUAAGUACUCCAGUGGGAUGCAGAAAACUGAUCCGGAUCACAUUGUGGCUUUGGUGACAGAGGUGAUUCCAAUGCAUUCCUGUUUGGUCUUCUGUCCAACCAAGAAGAACUGUGAAAACGUUGCUGGAAUGAUCUGCAAGUACCUGAAGAAGGAGUUUUUAAAGCACAAAGAGACAGAGAAAGCCACCCUGCUGGCAGAGCUGAAGAGCAGUGGGAAUGGAUCCCUGUGUCCGAUCCUUCAGAAAACCGUGCCUUAUGGCCUGGCCUACCACCACAGUGGCCUGACCAGUGACGAGAGGAAGCUGGUGGAGGAGGCCUACUCCUCAGGAGUGCUGUGCCUCCUCACCUGCACCUCCACUCUGGCUGCUGGGAUCAACCUGCCAGCUCGCAGGGUGAUUCUCCGCUCCCCUUACGUGGGUGUGGACUUUAUUAAGAGGAGUCAGUACAAGCAAAUGGUUGGUCGAGCUGGAAGAGCUGGAAUUGAUACAAUGGGUGAGAGCAUUCUCAUCUUACAGGACAAAGACAAGAUCAUGGCCAAAGCACUUAUGUCCUCUCCAAUGGAGAGGUGUUACAGCAACCUCCUGCAUGACGGCGGAAAAGGUCUCAUGGGUCUAAUCUUGUCUCUCAUCGGCCUUAAUGUGACACAGACACCUGGAGAAAUCAAGGAAUUUAUGUCUUGCACUCUGCUCGGCGUUCAAGAGACCCAGAUCUGCCCAGAGAAGAGCCUUGAGAAAAUCAUAGAGGAAUCAAUAGACACUCUGCAACAAAAGGGCCUCAUUGAAACCUUAACAGAUACACUUGAAAAGUCCCGUUUGCAGGUGACUAAACUGGGAAGAGCAACUUACAAAGGUUCAGUGGACUUGACUUACUCUGACGUCCUGUUCAGAGACUUGUCGAAAGGUCUGGAGGGUCUACUGCUGAAUAGUUUCCUGCACUUAGUGUACCUAGUUACUCCAUAUGAGAUGGUGUCUGACUGCAAGCCGGACUGGAUGAUAUUUUUCAGACAGUUCACGAUGUUGUCUGCGGCCGAGCAGAGGAUGGCCGCUGCUGUUGGUGUGCCUGAGAGUUUUGUGGCCAGAAAAGCAGCAGGGCAGAGCGUGAAGAAGUCCGUGGACACAGUGGUGGUGAAUAGAUUGUACCUCGCCCUGGUCCUCUACUCACUGUUGAAAGAGACCAACCUAUGGAGUGUGGCGAACAAGUUCCAGCUGACCAGGGGUUUUGUUCAGACUCUCCUCAGCUCUUCCUCAGCCUUCUGCUCCUGUGUCCUGCACUUCACCGAAGAACUGGAGGAAUUUUGGGCGUACAAAACGCUUCUCGCAGAACUGAUCCGCAAACUCACCUACUGCGUUCAGGCUGAGCUUAUUCCACUGAUGGAGGUUGCUGGAGUCAUGGAGGCCAGAGCCAAGCAACUUUACAACGCUGGGUACAAGACACUGUCUCAUUUGGCCAACGCAGACCCGAAUGUGCUCGUCAACACGGUCGAAAACCUGUAUAAGAGGCAAGCCAAUCAAAUUGUGGCCUCUGCAAAGAUGCUGCUACAUGAAAAGGCAGAGGCUUUACAGGAGGAGGCACAAGACCUCCUCUCACUUCCUGAUGACUUACCCUCUUUAUAA